UUUUGUAUUUUUAUCGACAUUUUCUUUUAUACAAUGCAAACAGACAUUUAAACUCCCCACAUCCACACACCCACACUUCAAACCUGCAUGAAUCCUGAUCAAGUGUAGAAAUGAACAUAGCUCUCACAGUGACACUAAAAACGAACAAAACAAAAAUAGUCAUAGAGACAAGAUUCCUCUUGCCCCUUUUUCCCCAUGAAUAACCUCCGCCCCCACUCCCUAUGAUAUUCAUGUGUGGCUUCCAGAUAUUCAUAAAGUCCCGUUGUUUGCUCUCGUCAAUGUACGUUAGUGUUUCCAGGCUUAGAAAAUCUGCACUCCUUCACCCAGAGUCCCAGCCGUGCUCCUCCAACAUAGUGCAGUGGCUCUUCUGGCUUGAAGUAUCCCAUAGUCCAGUAAUUUGUUGUAAUUUACUUCAGCAUUUCUGGUUCAUUCAUCCAACACUUCAUUUAACUUUAAAAUAAUCAACCACCCAUCCAUCCAUCGAUCCUCCAUCCUGCUGUAUCAACCAUCCACUCAUCAUCUAUCAGCCAUCGUUCAUCCAUCAUCAUUUAACCAACAUGUAAUACAUGCACCACCAGUAAUGUUGAGGCCUUAAUAUUUACACAGAUCAGCAGUAACAGCUCAUCUUAUCAUUGGAUGUUUUGUGGUGACAGAGUUUUUACAGCCUGAGUUUUGUCUCCAGGUUCAGUGUGGAUGCUCGACAGAGAUCUGAGCUUCAGCAGAAAGGCAAGGCAAGUUUAUUUAUAUAGCACAAUUCAACAACAAGGUGUUUCAAAGUGCUUUACAGAGACAUUAAAAACAAAAACAAAUAAAAAGCAUGAUUUAAAAAUGAUUAAAACAAACAAACCAGUAUAUAUAUAGAAAGGAGGGGUUUCCUGCAGCCAUCAGACAUCUACACGCAAAACACACUCACUCAUGCUUAUCUAUUAUUUAAGCUGCUUUUAACUGCUGAAAUUCACCCCACUUUAAUUGAGUAUGUAACUGUUUUAUACCUACUACUGAUCUCAUAUCUACCUGGUAUUUAGCUAUUUUGACCCACAUGUCUUUAAAGCUGAUAUUUAUCUAGUAUUUCGCUGUCUUUAACCAUACUAUGAGCUGGUAUUUUUUUGUGGGAUCUCGAUAGUAUAAAUCUGAUUUUAAACCUGGUGUUUACUGAUGCUGAUUGAACCUCCUCACUUGUUGCAGAGUCUGUCUCUGACCUGGCAUCAGAGCAGCUCAGUCAGCAGAAUCAAAUCUGUACACAUGAAUGUUUCUUCCUCUGAAAACCAAGUGAUGUUAAAGCUAAAGCUCCCACUGGACCUCACAUUAUUAACAUUUAUUUAUUUAACACAACACUUCUGGCUCUGAUUUACAAACUGCCCAGUGUUUUCCUGCAGAACAACAACAACCCAGUGCUCCCAGAAAACGCCUUCAGUGGAAACCCGUCAGAUCAAUUUUCACCUGUCAUACUAAAGUCUUUUAGGCUGGCAGUGAAGCUUUCACUUGUUUAAUUUUUCAUCCUGACAGAAACAUCCUGGUCACAACGUGGAUCACUCGUCUGUCCGUCUGCUCUCUGACCCCCUGAGUUCGUACGUUACCCUCGUGUCACAUCAGCAUCACUGCUCUGAACUCGUGAACAAGUUCGUCAUAAACUGUGCUGCUUGUCCUGCCAGAUCUCUGAGGGGAAGCAUUUUCUCACGCUUCACCAAGAGCAGAAAGGAAACACCGUGAAUGUUUUUUAACACCCACUGAAGCUCUGAAAAUCUGAAACUUUACCAAACUUUCUCAGAGCUUUGUCAGAACAAAGAAGGAAGAGCAUAGUCUCUCUGGAAGGUUCGAAAGGAUCUGAAAACCUGCAGCUGCAAGGUCCACGUCCACACCAGCACACUGACAGGUGUCACAGACAGGUGACACAGACAGGUGUCACAGACAGGUGACACUGACAGGUGUCACAGACAGGUGACACAGACAGGUGUCACAGACAGGUGACACUGACAGGUGACACUGACAGGUGUCACAGACAGGUGUCACAGACAGGUGACACAGACAGGUGUCACAGACAGGUGACACAGACAGGUGACACUGACAGGUGACACAGACAGGUGACACAGACAGGUGCCACAGAGCGAUUACAGGUGUGACUUAUGUCCGUUUCAGGAAACUGUGGGGUCAUCGAGCAGCUGUGAGAACCACUCUGAUUCACCAUCCACCGUUCGCUGCUUCACCUUCUGCUUAAAAUGGAAAACUGAAAUUUUAAUUCACAGAAUAAAUAAUCAAUAAUAAAUGAUUAAUAGAAACCGAGGCCACCUGUGUGAUUUAAAGUAAUGUGACUCCAAUGAUCUUCCUGACUUGUGUCCACCUGCAGCUCCACACACAACCUCCCACGAGGACUUCAUGCUCCACUCCACUGUGUCCUUCAUCUUCUUGACCUCCGUCCUCCUCAACCUGCUGCUCCUGCUCGCCUUCCUGCUCCUCUGCUCAGUUCCUACACCUUCCUCCUGCUCCUCACUGUGUCUCAUCGCCACCCUCUUCUGGCUUCACCUCCGCAUUCACCGCAUUAAUAAAUAUAAGCUCUCCUUUCAAAACACACUGCUCUCACUUUAUUAUAUAUGCUGGUGGUAGAUCUGGCCUUCUUGCUGUGGCCACUUUCACAGAAACACACAGAGAGACUGAUUCUGAUUGAGGGAACAGAGAAUAACCAUCAGUGAGGCCUGAGCGGACAGGAAGCACUGCAGCCUGCUACCAGUUAAAACAAUAAAUGAAAAAAAAAAAACAAGAAACAAAGCAAAACCUAUAAACAAAAUAAACAUGACAUUAAAUAAGAACAAAUGAAAACAAACAAAUAAAAAACAAGAAACUAAAAAAUAAAAACAAUAAACAAAACAAAAUCAAUGAAAUAAAUUAAAAUUAAAUUAAAACAAAACAUACUCAAACAAAAACUAUCAACAAAAUAAAAACAAUAAAUAAAGUAAGAACAACAUGCGGAGGCCCCGCCUCCCGGGAGGAAGAGAAAAACCCACAGCUCUCCUUUUACGUGCUUUUUCCGGUCCCGCGAAGUCUCGGGUUUUAUCGCGGUGAUUGUUGGUAGCAGCGGAGCUAGCAGAGCGCUAACAGAGAGCUAACGGUCAGAGCGGAGAGAACCUCCGCGAAGCUGCUUCAGAGCCGCGGAAUGAGCUCCUGGUCCCGCCGCUGAGUUCGGCCCCAGCAGGGAGCUGCAGACGGUCACCCCAACAUGGACGUAGACGUUCCGAACCGAUCCCCCGCGGAGGACGGGGAGCUAGAAGACGGAGAGAUCUGCGAUGAUGACACCGAGGAGAGAGCGCCUCCGCGGCGGGGGGAUGGGAGCAGGCCCCGUGGCGGUGCUCCUCCAAGGCCACGAAAGCCGCACAAGCACCCGCACGGCGCGCCGCCGCACUUGGGCCACCCGCCGCCGGACUUCCGCCACCUCAUGCCCUACAGCCUCGGCCCAUUCCCGCCCGGCCACCGGCAGCAGUGCGGGCCGAGCGGGCCCGACCGGCCUCCCUCCCCGCCGCCGCAGCAGCAGCCUCCCGGGCUCGGCUCUCACGGGGAGCCCGGGCCGCGGUCCAGCUUCUGGGAGCGCAGCCACGGCGCACUGGGACGCUUCCGACACCGCGGCAUGCCGAACGGAGGCCCCGGGGGCUGGAGCCGGGGCGGCCGGGGGGGCAACAGCCGGCCGCCUCCCGGACGGUACCUGCCCGGAGAGAGCCACAGCUCCCCCGCGAGGAAGCAGAAACCUCUCGGGAGGAACCGGCUCAGGAAGGCGGCUCACGGCGCUCCCAGGCCGGAGAGCAGUGGUGACGAGUCCUUCGAGGAUCUGCUGUCCAAAUACAAACAGAUCCAGAUCGAACUCGAGUGCAUCCGCAAAGAGGAGACGAUGGCCCUGGAGCCACGGACGUCACCAGUCAGGGACGACGUGGUGGAGUGUGUAGCCGCCACUCUAACGGACGCCAAAGCUGAACCGGGCCCGGCUCUGAGUCCGGCAGCAGCCGCGGAGGAGGUGUCGGAGCUGGAGAGGAAGAAAGUGUUCCAGGCCUUCAACAUCAAACCGCUUCGUCAGAAACUCCCCACGCCGGCCGACCUGGACGAGCUGCAGAAGAAGUGGGCAAAGCCUGAUGGUGAAGGGGAUCAGCCAAUCACAGAUAACGGAGCAGAACUGGAAGGAAAAGGUGCCAAAGAAGCAGAAGAGGGGACGCGCGAGAGCGGCGGUGAGGGAGAACAGCGAGCAGAAGGAGGAGACCCCGCAGACGAGAGGCCGUGUGACCCGUGCAUCAUUGAGGAGCAGGAGAAACCGCCGCCGCCGUGUCCCAGCGAGUCGUCGGCGUCCAGCGAGGACUCUCCAGACAAGGCCACGGAGAAGGUGGUGGUGGUGGAGGAGGAGGAGCUGUCAGAGCUGCAGCUGCGUCUCCUCGCUCUGCAGUCGGCCAGUAAGAAGUGGCAGCAGAAGGAGCAGCAGGUGAUGAGGCGGAGCAAAGAACGCAUCACUAAAGCCACCCAGGAGAAGAGCUCGGGCCCCGGGGCCGCCCCACCCGCCAGGCAGAGGGUCACCACCAGGUCCGCUUCCACUGCCGCCGCUGCCACAGAGAGGAGCAGGACCAGGUCCAAACCUCAGGACAGGGACCGCGAGCGAAACAAGACCGGGCCCAGACCUCAGGACAGAGACAGACCCAAGCCAUGUACCAAAGCCGGACCUAAAGGCCCGCUGGAGAGGGCCCGCAUCCCCGGGAAGGCUCACAUCACCAAGAAGAUCAGCCCAGGUUCGGCGGCAAAGCAGGCGUUCAGAAAGCAGCAGGUGAGGACGUGGAAGCUGCAGCAGCAGAGGGAGCAGGAGGAGAAGCGACGGCAGGAGGAGGAGGAGCGCCGCAAGCGGGAGGACGAGAUCCGGCGAAUCCGCGACUUGUCCAACCAGGACGAACAAUAUAAUCGCUUCAUGAAGCUGGUGGGCGGGAGGAAGAGGACGCGCAGCAAGUCCAGGGACCGGGACCACCGCAAGUCUGCAGGCAAGCCGGGCCUGGACACCUCGGGGAACCUCUACCAGUACGACAACUAUGACGAGGUGGCGAUGGACACGGACAGUGAGACUGGCUCGCCAGUCCCGUCGCCGACGCACAGCAACCUGCUGUCUGUGGAGGAGGCGGCGUGCAUCCCUCACCUGUACGGCGCCGACCCCGUUCCUUUCGGAAUGGAAUUCUCGCAGCCCUUCCUCCCCCCGCUGCUCUCCGCCAUUCCUCCCCCACCUCCUCCCCUCCCCCCUCCCCCAGAUGAGCUGGAGCCCCCCCCAAAACCUCCAUUUGCUGAUGAAGAGGAGGAGGAGGAGAUGCUCCUCAGGGAGACCUGCCUGAUGUCUAUGGCCAACAAGAGGGUGGUGGUCUCGGAGAAGAGCUCCAGCGCUCCUCCUUCUCCAGGUGGGCCUCCCCCCGCAGACCUUCAGCCUCCACCCAGAGGAAACCUGAGCACGGUCAGUCUGAACACGGUGCCUCAGCCCCGCCCAAACAAGGCCGCCAGAGUGCACCUCGCCGCCAGAGCGCCACUUGUGCUGCCUCGACAUAAGACGGUGGUGGUUUCUCUCAACGACUCUGACGACAGCGACUCGGACAUGGACGCCUGCAGCUCAUCACAGGCGGUGUUUGGCGGCCUGGAGUUCAUGAUCAAAGAGGCCCGAAGGACGGUGGAGGCGGCGAAGCCAAAAGGAGCGUCGGCCUCUGAGAAGGAGAACAACCCGGUCCGAACGCCGGAGGCUCUGCCUGACGCCAAGAAGGCCGAGUACCGCCUACUCAAAGAGGAGAUCGCCAGCAGGGAGAGGCAGAGGAUGAUGAAGGAACAGAGCCCUCGUGGCUCCGCCUCGCCCGCCACUGCAGACUCCAUCGACUCCUCCCUGAAGCCAGCGGUGGAGCUGAAGCUGAGCGAGGCCGAGCUGAAGCUCAGCAAACACAGGGAGCUGCUGCAGAGAGAUGAGGCCGUGCUUCGACACCUGCUGCAGCAGGAGCUGAAGAAGAACGAGUCGCUGAAGGCCGCCGAGGCCAAAGUGGCCAAACUGAGGGAGCAGCUGCAGGCGUCGGAGAGGAUCGUCAGCGCCAACAAGACGCUCCUCAGGAAGCUGCGCGAGCAGGUCCACCGGGUGGAGCAGCGGGUCUCCGUGAAGAAGACGGUGGCGGUGCGGUUAGAGCAGGAGCUGGUGCAGGCUCACCUGGCUGCCGGCAGGGCGCCCAAACGGCGAGCGGACUCCAGCCGGCCCACGCUCAGCAAGUUGCCGCGGCGUGACGCAGCGCCCCGUGGUUCUGAGCGUCACUUCGCCGAGCUCAUCGCUCAGAAGCAACGACUGCAGCAGCUCGAGUCCGAGUACGCGCUGAAGAUCCAGAAGCUGAAGGAGGCGCAGGUGCUGCGAAACAAAGGCAUCCCGCCAGAGCUCCCCGUAGAGCCGCCGUUGCGAUCCGCCACGCCCCCGGACCCUCAGGUCCAGCUGCCGCCGCCGCAGCCCUCACUGCACGACCUCUCCCAGGACAAGCUGACGCUGGACAGCGAGGACCCCGCGGAGGCCGAGGAUCACGAACCGGAACCUGCGCCCGCUGCUGCGGCCAGAGGCGGCCGUCGCUCCUCCUUCCGUCAGUCCAGCUGCUCCUUCACCAAACCCCACCUGGACGCCACGAGCUCGGCUCCGCCCAAAGACGUCAGCACUGCCGCCAAGCCUGUGAAGGCGCUGCCCAGCGGCUUGGCGGGCGUGGAGCUUCCUGCUGAGAUGUUCGCGGGGCUGGACAUGGACGCCCUGAAGCGGCUGUACCAACAGAAGACACCUCUGGGAGAUCUGCUGCUGAUGGAGCUGCAGGUGCUGGGGGAGGACGUGGACCCCGCCCCCGCCGCACAGGUGUUUCCUGCUGAGGUGGAGACAGCGGUGAGUUCGUCGGGCAGCUUGGAGCUGAGGCCGCUUCCCUUCGGACCGUACCACAGCCCUCUGCUGGUCUUCAGGUCCUACAGGUUCAGCCCGUACUACAGGACCAAGGAGAAGCUGUCUCUGAGCUCGGUGACGUACAGCAACGCCAUCGAAGCAAAGAAGUGCUUCUGCCGCUUCGACCUCACGGGAACGUGCAACGACGACGGCUGCAGAUGGCAGCACAUGAGGAACUGCACUCUGAGCGGGAACCAGCUCUUCCAGGACAUCCUGUCCUACGACCUGUCGCUGAUCGGCUGCUCCGACGGCAGCUCGGACGAGGACGUGUGCGCCGCCACAGAGAAGUACAUGAAGAGGCUGUUCGGCUCUAACAAGGACCGCAUGGGCGUCGAUCAGAAGGCCGUCCUCCUCGUCAGCAAAGUCAACGAAAGCAAGCGCCACGUCCCGCCCUACACCACCUACAAGGAUGCGAGGAGGUGGAGGCCGAAGCCAUCGAUGCAAAGUGAUCUCGGUCCCAAGGACGACGGCAGCGGCGAUGAGGGGAUGGCGGCCGGUCACAUGACACCUGGCAGAGACAGCGGCGCUCACACUGGCCUCUCCGCUCUGGACGCGUGCGUCACCUCGGAGGACAAACGCUACUUCAUCAGCGAGACGGACGACAUCGCCAACCUGGAGGCCAGCGUCCUGGAGAGCCCCCGAGACACUCAGCUGUGGAUCAAGCUCGCCUUCAAAUACCUCAAUCAGAGCGAGACCUCUGCGGCAGAGUGUUUGGAAGCCGCCCUGAACACGCUGUCACGCGCUUUGGAGAGCAACUGCGAUAAUCCCGAGGUGUGGAGCCAUUACCUGUCCUUGUUCUCCAGGCGGGGCAGCCGGGAGGAGGUGCAGGAGAUGUGCGAGAUGGCGGUGGAGCACGCCCCCGACUACAGAGUGUGGUGGAACUACCUGAACCUGGAGAGCUCGUUUGAAGGGAAAGACUACGUGUGCGAGCGUCUGCUGCAGUUCCUCCUUGCCGAGGCGUCAUCUGGAGUCACGGAGAAGCUGUCCUUCGAGCUGAUGGAGGCGCUGCUCUACAGAGUCCAACUGAGCCUGUUCACGGGCCGGCUGGAGAGCGCGCUCGCCGUCCUGCAGAACGCUCUGAAGUCACCUCAGGACCGGAGCAUCGCCGACCACCUGAUGGCUGCCGACCGGGCGCUGCUCUGGCUCUCCUACAUCCACCUGACGGAGUUCGACCGACUGCCGGCGUGCCUGUACGACCCCGCGGAGUCCGGCCCGUCCCGUGUAGUCAGCAGGGAGCCGUUCCUGCUGCCAUGGAGGACGCCGCGGGACAUCAGCACGCCCGCCGACAUCCUCGUCGCUCUCUUCCAAGAUGGCGUCCGUCAGUGCAGCGACGAGCACGCAUCUGACAGCGAGAGGACGCUGGCCUGCCUUCCUCUGCACACCAACCUCAUCUUCCUCUACAAGUUGCUACAGAGGUACAGCGAGGGCGUCACUCUGUGCGAGUCGCUGCUCGAGUUCUGUCCCGAGUCGUGCGUUCUGCGAGACACUGUGGCCGACCUCCACCUGCACGGCGGGAGCGGCGACCGGGCGGUCAGCAUGUGGCUCCACGCUCUGGCCGAAUGCCCCCACAACGCUGAGGUCUUCUACCACUGCUGCAAGUUCCUCAUGGCUCAGGAGAAGGCGGGCGCCAUCACGCCGCUGUUCAGAGGCUUCGUGCUGUCGCUUUGCGAGGACGAACAGAGUCCGCGGACGCCCGUAGAUGUGCUGCGGCACAUCCUGGGCUUCUCCUCCUCCUCCGAGCUGCUGGGAGGUCCCGCCAUCAAGAAGGAGCUCCAGGAGCGGCUGAGCCAGCAGAUGAGCUUCCUCCACCUCAUUCACUGUCGGUGGCAGUGGCUGCACGGCUCGGUGGAGGACGCAGCGGAGGCGUUUGAGCGAGCGCUGGGGGCGGUCACCCAGCUGGAGGAGCUUCACAGGCUGUGGAUGGAUUACCUGAUGUUCAGCUGCAGCCCGCAGGCCCGCGCCACCACCGCCGCCUCACAGUCCAGGACGUUCUCAGACCUGGUCCAGCGCUGCCUCAGCACCACCCCCUCGAGACUCGAGCUCCCCUUCAACCCCGCAGAGUUCUGGAGCUGCUACCGCUUCCACAACAAGGUGGUCGCGCUUUACCUGAGCUGCCUGCCGCCAUCCCAGCAUGCACUGGUUCUGGAGAGACUGUGCUACACUAUGCCCAAUAACACUGAGCUGGGCCUCAGGUUGCUGCACCAGGAGUGGCUGGAUGGGAACGUGGAGCACCUGAAGUUCCAGGCCCGGAUGCUGAGCGGUAACACCCCCAAGUGUCUGAGCAGCUGGAAAAUAGCAAUCGCCGUGGAGGAGGAGCUAAAGGAGCGAGCUGAGGUGCGUCACAUGUUCCAGCAGGCCCUGCAGAACCUCCCACUGAGCGCAGCCCUGUGGAAACAUCGUCUGCUGCUGGAGGCAGCGGACGGCGGGGCCUCGGAGCGCCUUCGGCGGCUGUGGGACUGCUGUCAGCGGGCGGGGGUGAGCGUGAGCGGGGGCGUCGGCCCAUCGCUCAGCGAGGACGGCUGAUCGGACUGAUCAUUAAUAGAUCAAUAAUGAGAGGCUGUAGGUGACUGAGUGAGAGCAGACGAGGUAAGCCAGACGUCCCCCUCCCCGGCCGCUGAAGCCACGCACCCUCCGGGAGCGCCUCGGUGUGAGUGUAAGUAUCGAGAGCUGAGUGCCGCCCUCACUCUUCAUCACCUUUCUUUAGUUCCUCACUUUUCAGUUGGAGUCAUUUCCCUCCCUUUUAUAUCUCAUUUACCUGACGGGGAGGGCGGGGGGAGGGGGGUGCUGAGGGUGUGUUUGGCGCCUGUGUGUGUGUGUGUCAAGAGGACGCCGCCGUCGCCUGUCUGUGGACUCUUUAGUUAAACAAACUGAGUGUUGCUGAGGCGACGCGGCUGAGAAAGGGAGCGGAUGCAGAGACUGGACCGACCACCGCCGCUGUUGGCCACGCCCCUCUGAGACUCAUGUGCAAUGUGCUUUUGUUUUGUCAAUCAGCUGAUUAAAGAGUAUUAGCAGCAGAGGAGACGCGCGUCCUGCCACUGAUGUUUUUUACAUUCACCUGUUAUUAAAUUAUUUUCUAAAAUAA
Molecule: messenger RNA, 10022 nt
Organism: Pelmatolapia mariae (spotted tilapia)
Lineage: Eukaryota; Metazoa; Chordata; Actinopteri; Cichliformes; Cichlidae
Product: zinc finger C3H1 domain-containing protein-like
Exons: 36
Coding region: 3212-9463 (2083 amino acids)
Biological process (GO): RNA processing
Cellular component (GO): nucleus; exosome (RNase complex)
Molecular function (GO): protein binding
Source: RefSeq, a predicted model, not a curated record